Messenger RNA from Lathyrus sativus (Indian pea), 471 nucleotides. Lineage: Eukaryota; Viridiplantae; Streptophyta; Magnoliopsida; Fabales; Fabaceae. The record is from the annotation of a GenBank genome assembly.
AUGGUUCUUGCUGGCAAACUUAUUACUGAGCUUGGUAUCAAAACACCCGCUGACAAGUUCUUCAAACUCUAUGCAUCAGAACUUCACGAAGUGCAAAAUCAUUGUGAAAGAAUUCAUGAAGCCAAGUUGCAUGAAGGAGAAGAAUGGCACGACACUGAUACGGUUAAACACUGGACAUAUGUAGUAGAUGGUGAGGUACACACAUGUCAUGAGACUAUUGAAGAAAUUGAUCAACAGAACAAAAGAAUAACUUGGAAGCUGUUUGGUGGAGAUAUUGACAAGCACUACAAGGUGUUUAAGCUCAUCCUUGAAGUAAGUGAUAAGGCUGAUGGUACUGCUGUUGUUAAAUGGACAGUUGAAUAUGUGAAACUUAGUGAGGAUAUUAAUCCUCCAAAUGGAUGGAUGGACUUUGUGUGCCAAUGCACUCGAGAUAUUGAUGCUAAUCUUGUCAAGGCAAGGGUUGCACUAUAA